Messenger RNA from Rotaria socialis, 504 nucleotides. The record is from the annotation of a GenBank genome assembly. Lineage: Eukaryota; Metazoa; Rotifera; Eurotatoria; Philodinida; Philodinidae.
AUGACACAAAUACAUUAUACGAUUUAUGAAACAGUAUACCGUCGAUAUGGAAGAAUACUACAAAUUGAUUAUGAAUAUGAAGAAACAAAAUCCGAACAGAUCGAAGAGAACAUGCAGGUUAGACAAGAAAAACUUGAAAAAAAAUAUACAGCAUCAUUUAAGCGCGACGAAUAUGAACGUAUUGCAAAUCAAAUGAAAUAUCAACGCGAUGUAUUACCGUUUGAUGCGUUUGUUAAAAUUAUUCGGCCAUUCCUGAUGGGUACCUACGCGGCUAAUGAAAUUCGCGAAGCAUUUCUUUUACUCGAUACGGAUUCGUCGAAUACAAUUGAUUUAUAUGAAUUAUCAGCUUUUAUUUCAGUUAUACAUCCAAAUAUGAGCAAAGAUGCUAUUUUAAAUUUCAUUCAUAAAGUAUCGAAAAAUGGCCAACAAGAAAUCGAUUUCAAUCAAUUUGUUCAAAUGGUUUUAGAAGGUAUCGGACGAGAUAUUGUAUGUGGCCAUAUUUAA